AUGAAGGGAGCGAACCCGGCUGACGGCAAAACGGUCUGGUUCCGGAAACGAAAAGUGCUGGGGACCCUCUGCCGUGCACAGCUCGGCCGUGCCUUUCCGCGAAGGGUGCGCGAGCCUACGCCCGAGACGACGGCACGCAAAGCCGCAAAGCUUGGGGGCGGCGGCAGCAGCUGGCCUCCGGCUGCGGACGAGUGGGAGCUCGACGAGCGGCAGCACGAGCGGCCUAGGAAGCACGUGCACGACUGCGUGCACCGCGAGAUCACGCUCGAGCCGCUGCUCGACGCCGUGACGCGCACCAAGGCCUUCCAGCGGCUCGGCUCGCUGAGGCAGCUCGGCUCGACGCACCGGGUCUGGCCGAACGCAACGCACACGCGAAAGGCGCACAGCCUCGGCGUGGCGUACCUGGCGGAGAAGCUGUGCAGAAACAUUGCGCAGCGGCCGAUGCCCCACGGCGUGCAGCCGCCCGACGAGCGCGACAUUCUGCUCGUCAAGCUCGCCGCGCUGUGCCACGACCUUGGCCACGGCCCGUUCUCGCACACGUUUGACAACUUUGUGGUGCCGGCGGCGGCGCGGCGUGCGCGGGACGAGGGCGACGCCGGGCUUGCCAAGGUGCUGGAGAAGCACAAGCACGAGCAGCUGUCUGUGCGGCUGCUGCGCAAGGUGUUUGCCCAGCCGCCGCUCGCGGCGCGCGAGGACCGGCUGACGGAGGCGGAGCUAGUCUUCGUCGAGGAGCUGAUCCUCGGCGGCGACUUGAAGGGAGGGGUGGACGCGCGCAAAGGGCGCGGCUGGGACAAGCGCUACCUGCUGGACAUGGACAAGCUCGACUACCUGCGCCGCGACCCUGACACGGUCGGGAUGAGUGGACUGGUCGUCCCGCUGCUUGAGAACGCAGAGGUGCGGCUGGCGACCUUUGGCGGCGAGGCGCGCGCGCGGCCGGUCAUCUGCUACCCGGACAAGAUGUCCCCUUCGCUCUUUGAGGUCUUCCGCAAGCGCGCGGAGCUGCACUGCCAGCUCUACACGCACAAGCACGUCGUGGCCUGGGACCUGCUGCACCGCGACUUUCUGCUCGCCGCCGACGCGCUCGGCCCGGUCGUGGGCAGCCUGCGCCUCGCCGAGACGGACGCCUUCCUCAAGAUGACCGACGAGUCGGUCAUGGCGCGCUUCGAG
Emiliania huxleyi CCMP1516 is the source of this 1167-nucleotide messenger RNA. RefSeq lists its product as hypothetical. Gene Ontology annotation, molecular function: dGTPase activity. Gene Ontology annotation, cellular component: nucleus. Gene Ontology annotation, biological process: dGTP catabolic process. Lineage: Eukaryota; Haptophyta; Isochrysidales; Noelaerhabdaceae. The transcript has 4 exons. The annotation marks the transcript as partial. The record is from RefSeq and is a predicted model, not a curated record.